Nothoprocta perdicaria is the source of this 2694-nucleotide messenger RNA. RefSeq names its product protein kinase cAMP-dependent type II regulatory subunit beta (gene PRKAR2B). The record is from RefSeq and is a predicted model, not a curated record. Lineage: Eukaryota; Metazoa; Chordata; Aves; Tinamiformes; Tinamidae. Gene Ontology annotation, biological process: regulation of protein phosphorylation. Gene Ontology annotation, cellular component: cAMP-dependent protein kinase complex. Gene Ontology annotation, molecular function: cAMP-dependent protein kinase regulator activity. The transcript has 11 exons. The coding region runs from base 24 to 1247 and encodes 407 amino acids.
GCGCCCCCCGCGCCGGCCGCGGCAUGAGCAUCUCCAUCCCGGCGGGGCUCACGGAGCUGCUGCAGGGCUUCACGGUGGAGGUGCUGCGCAGCCAGCCCGCCGACCUGCUCGACUUCGCCCUCCAGUACUUCGGGCGCCUCAAGGAGGAGGCGGCGGCGGCCGCCCGCGAGCGCGAGCGCGAGGCGGGCGGCCGCGCGGGCCACGAGCGCGCCCGCGGCGUCAACUUCGCGCAGGAGCCGGCGCGGAGCGACUCGGAGAGCGGCGAGGAGGAGGCGGCCGCCGCCGCCGCCUUCCCGGCUCCAACGAUAAACCGAUUCACAAGACGGGCAUCGGUGUGUGCAGAAGCUUACAAUCCUGAUGAAGAGGAGGAUGACACAGAAACAAGGAUUAUUCACCCUAAAACAGAUGAUCAAAGAAACAGACUGCAGGAGGCUUGCAAGGACAUUCUUCUUUUUAAGAACCUCGAUCCGGAACAGAUGUCUCAGGUGUUGGACGCGAUGUUUGAAAAGCAGGUUGAAGGAGGAGAGCAUGUCAUUGAUCAAGGGGACGAUGGUGACAACUUCUACGUUAUUGAUAGAGGCACAUACGAUAUUUAUGUAAAAUGUGAUGGUGUUGGGAGGUGUAUUGGGACCUAUGAUAACCGAGGCAGUUUUGGUGAGUUGGCCUUAAUGUACAACACGCCCAGAGCAGCUACAAUUAUAGCUACCUCUCCUGGUGCCAUCUGGGGAUUGGACAGAGUAACGUUCCGAAGAAUCAUUGUAAAAAACAAUGCCAAAAAGAGAAAAAUGUAUGAAAAAUUUAUUGGGUCAUUGCCAUUCCUUAAAUCUUUAGAAGUAUCUGAACGUUUGAAAGUUGUUGAUGUGAUUGGCACGAAAGUAUACAAAGAUGGAGAACAAAUCAUUGCUCAGGGUGACAUGGCUGAUUCUUUCUUCAUUGUGGAAUCUGGAGAAGUAAGGAUAAUAAUGAAAAGAAAGGGUAAACAAGACGUAGAAGAGAAUGGAGCAGUUGAAAUAGCUCGAUGCUCAAGAGGACAGUAUUUUGGAGAACUUGCUCUGGUGACCAACAAACCACGAGCUGCUUCCGCCUUUGCUCUUGGCACUGUCAAGUGUUUAGUUAUGGAUGUUCAGGCGUUUGAAAGGCUUUUGGGACCUUGUAUGGAAAUUAUGAAAAGAAACAUUGCAAACUACGAAGAGCAGCUAGUUGCGCUGUUUGGAACAAACAUGGACAUUGCUGAUCCCAGCGCGUGAUCCAUGGAGCCRCGAGAUCUGUUACGAGAAAAGAGCACAGUAGUGGUUAGUCCACUGAGAAAUUGUCUCUCUUCCUAUAGAUGCCAAGCAUUUUCUGUGAUUUUGGGAGUGGGUUUUGGGGUCUUUUUUGGACUUACUACAACGGAAAUACUAGUAAACAAGAGAGGAAUUUAAUAAACUGGGGACUUGGUUGUUAAAAGUGCUCCGCAUUGCUGGUAGUAGCACAGCACCUUUGAAAAUCAAGUCCUUUACGUGCAGCGUUCCCUUAAAGAGCAGAUUUCAAGAAACCCACAUGCGAUGAAAUUGUUAAACCAGCUUCUGUUCUUCAAAAUGGUUCAAUUUUCUGGAAAGACUGUUAGUUUGAAUGUGAUAUGUUGGAAGUAUUAGUGCACACAAAGUGUUUAUAUGUAUUAAUACAGAAGAUAUACAGUAGUUAUUACUUUCUGACUAUUACAGUUGUCAUGAUUUUAUGUUGCAUUUAUCACAGAUGUAGUGAAACACAAGAGUAAUCGUAAGAUAAAGCAUGAUAAUGCAUUUUGUGUGACGCUCAUGACCCAAAUCUGGUUUUUAACAUUUUGUAAUUUGGUUUAAAGUCCUCUUUGUUUAAUAUGUCAUGUUUCAGCACGACAUUGCAAUAUCUUAUGCAAUUUAGAGGACUUGUAUAUUUUUGCAAUAAACUGCAUUUUUUAUUAGUUACAUGUAUUCUGUACAUUCUGGAGUGAGGAUAACUGACAAAUUAACCCUGAUGCUUUAAAAAGCAAAGGUAUAGAUCAUUAUCAUGUUCUACCUAAUCAUGAAUAACCUGUAUUUUUUUUCCUUCUCCCUUGUUUUCUAUUUAUGCAUUUUUGUCUUCUCUAUCUCUGCUUGUUCUCCUGUUAUUUCUUUUUUAGAUCUCAUCUUUUGAUUUGUUAAAUCUUGCCCCAUUUGAAUCRAAUGAUCUCUGUAUAUCUCUCCUCUUAAAUCUGAUCUUAGUUAUCAAAGACCAGAUCAGUUAGGAAGUGAUCGAUAUCGAAAGCUGUACCAAACUGAGCUUGUUCUUGAAAAUCAUUAUCAGCAAGUACAGAAACAUUUUWAAUUUGAAAGACCAUUAAUUUAAAAGUUGAAUGGAAGUUUGAAAAGUAUGUUGUCCUUAAAGCUGGCAGGUCCUACCUUCAAAAAUCUGUAGGUCAUCAUAAAAUGCCUUUUUGACCACAACGGCGUGGGAAACCUUCCRAGACUGAGGAGAGAGAAUAUCACCUUAAUUAAGAGCACAGGGCUCAUUGCUCAUAAAGGUCUGUGGCUGGAAAUUUCAGGCACGGUCUACUUUUAAUACUGUUUAUCUGGUGGUGUUCAUGGAAAACUAGUGCACGUAAUGGCAAUUGAUAGUAGUUCUGCCAAAAUGACAUUAAAGAAUWUUAGGAUGGUUGCUUGUGCCCUGUUCCAAACACCUGAACGUUUUAUCUUUCCU